Molecule: messenger RNA, 1536 nt
Organism: Trichoderma reesei QM6a
Lineage: Eukaryota; Fungi; Ascomycota; Sordariomycetes; Hypocreales; Hypocreaceae
Exons: 2
Coding region: 181-1536 (451 amino acids)
Biological process (GO): Golgi organization; endoplasmic reticulum organization; endoplasmic reticulum to Golgi vesicle-mediated transport
Cellular component (GO): endoplasmic reticulum-Golgi intermediate compartment; endoplasmic reticulum membrane; COPII-coated ER to Golgi transport vesicle
Molecular function (GO): D-mannose binding
Source: RefSeq, a predicted model, not a curated record
UGCACUGCGCUGUUGCGAUUCUUUUCCUCUUGUUUUCUUGCUUUGUUGUUUCAAUCUUUCAUUGUCUUCUUUUUUCUGUUGCAUAUCACCUCGCGUUGGUCUGCCCCUGAAAGCAGAAGCCGGCGCCUUUGCAUCGACAACCUGGACUGAGAAGCUUCCCCCCCAAUUUGAUCCCUCACGAUGCGAUUCUCCCCGGCGCUGGCAGCCCUGCUAGGCGCCACUCUCGCCGAAGCUCAGUUCCUCAUCAGCGAGCUCAGCUUUGGUUACGCAGGGCGAAUAAGCCCUGCGGACAAUCCCGGCCACAUCCCCAACUUUGUCGUCUCUGGCCAGCCCAGCAUACCAGAGAUCCUGUCCAGCAAGGUCAUCCUGACACCCGUUGCGCCGGGCAAUGCGCGGGGCGCCAUCUGGAGCGAGCAGCCGCUGCGGCACUCCAACUGGAUCGUCGACGUCGACUUUCGCGCCAGCGGCCCCGAGAGGGCGGGCGGCAACCUCAACAUCUGGCUGGCGCGCGACGGCAAGAACCUGGGCACUAAGAGCGUCUACAAUGCCGGCAGGUUCGAGGGCCUGGUGCUGGUCAUUGACUCGCACGGCGGCCAGGGCGGCAUGCUGCGCGGCUUCCUCAACGACGGCUCGACGGACUACUCACAGCACCACAACGUCGACAAGCUGGCCUUUGGCCACUGCCAGUACAGCUACCGCAACCUGGGCCGGCCGUCGCAGGUCAAGAUGCGCCAGACAGCCAACAGCUUCCGCGUCCAGAUCGACGGCAAGACGUGCUUCGAGACCAGCCGGGUCAGUCUGCCGGCGGGCUACCAUGUGGGCAUCAGUGCCUCGACGCCCGACAGCCCGGAUUCGUUUGAGAUCUUCAAAAUGGUUGUCAUGUCGGACAAGUCCAGCCACGAUGUUGACGCCGGAACGAACAAUAACAACAACGAGAACAAGGAGAGCAAGGACAGCGGUAACGACGCCAACGGCAACGCCGGCGGCAGCCAGUUCGCCUACACCUCGCGUCAGCAGCAACAGCCUGGCAGCAACAAGAACCAGCGCUCCGACGACGGUUGGGAGGAGAUUGCCGACGAGAACGCCGACAUCUUCCAGACGUCCAAGGCGCAAUUUCAGGACCUGCACAACCGCCUCCAGGGGACCAACCACCAGCUCGCGUCCGUCUACCGCUCCGUCUCGCGCCACCACCAAAUGGACGAGCAGCGCCACGCCGAGGUCAAGGAGCUCUUCGCGUCGCUGCAGUCGAAGCUGGCCCUGCUUGACCAGCUAGCCGCCUUCCAGCAGCGCAUCGUCGCGCUCGAGAAUGAGGUGCGCAACAUGAACUCGGAGCUGCACCAAAAGAUUGCCGCCAACGAGAGGGCCGUGCACGGCGCCCUGCGGACGCACCACAUGUCGCUCACACAGAGGGUCACCGAGAGCAUGCCGGGCCAUGGCCGGCUAAUUGCUGUCAUUGUCGGCACACAGGUUGUCUUGGUGGCGGCGUACGUCCUCUACAAGCGGAAGAAGGCAAAUUCGCCAAAGAAGUAUCUGUGA